GACCACUUUUCUAGGCCUGCUUUCCUCCUCCUCCUCCUCCUCCUCCUCCUCCGGCCGGCGUGGCCACUCCUCUUCCUCCACGGAGCCGGUAGUCGGAGGCAGCUGGUCGUCGCUCGCUCGCUCGCUCGCUCGCUCGGAGACUGGCGCUUGGUCCGCCGCCCUCGCGGCUGCCAUGGCGGUGGAGGCGAGGCCCGGGCCUCCCGGACAGGCCUCGCCAUGAAACUCCGGCCCGCUAUGAGAGGAAUCAUCACACCCCAAGCCAAAUCUUGGAAGCCGGUCACCACCCAUUCCGUACCAUGCAGUCCAACUCCAUCAUUCGGCACAGCGGACUCAACAACGGCCAUAAUCACAGCCCCACCUGCCAGGGCGCUCACGCCACGAGGUCUCCAGGAGAGGAAUCCUGCCCGCACGGAGGGGACAUUCACAUUCAAAUGACCUCGGCGGUCGGGGAGUCAGAGGCCAAUGCUGGCUCCCGGCAACAUUUGCGGUUGGGGACUCAGAGUCGGCCGCAUGGCCAAACACCCGGCGAAACCAGGAGCGGUCACUCCGGUGGUUCAGCCACGGAGGAACAAAGAGACAGCUCGCUCUCGGAAUUUAAAUACCUCCUCCAGUGGCUGCACAAGAGCCUCCCGUACAUCUUGAUUUUGUCCCUCAAAAUUCUCGUGCAACAUAUCAUCGGCAUUUCUCUGGGAAUUGGGCUGCUCACAACUUUUAUGUAUGCAAACAAAGCCAUUGUAAAUCAGGUUUUCCUAAGAGAAAGGUGCUCCAGGCUACAGUGUACGUGGCUGCUACUGUUCCUGACAGGUUCAUCUCUUUUCAUCUAUUAUACCUUCUACACUCAGUCACUUCAUUACAGCUUGAUCCUCUUAAGUCCUACGGUGGAUUUUGGGAACUUCUGGGAGGUGCUCUGGAUUGUGGGAAUCACAGAUUUCGUUUUGAAGUUUGUCUUCAUGAGCUUGAAGUGCGCCGUUCUCCUUCUGCCUUGUUUUAUCAUGUCUCUUAAAUCCAAGGGUUACUGGUAUAUGCUGUUGGAAGAGCUUUGCCAGAGCUAUUGUAAAGUGGUCCCUGCCCCUGUCUGGUUUCGAUAUUUGGUUGGCUUCAGGGAAUCAGACAGCACCAUCGGGUGGAGUUUUGGCAUCUUGUUGGCUUUGCUGUAUCUUAUCCUAAAGCUUUUGAGUUUUUUUACACAACUGAAAAACUUCAGAAGGGUCUUACGGAUAUUUUUUACACGACCGAGCUACGGCGUGGUGGCCAGCAAGAGACAGCGUGCCGAAGCAGAUGAGCUUUGUGCCAUUUGUCAAGCUGAGUUUCAGAAGCCGGUUGUCCUCCUCUGCCAGCACGUAUUUUGUGACGACUGCAUCGCUCUGUGGCUGAACCGGGAGAAGACGUGUCCCCUCUGCCGAACUGUCCUUUCCACUCACGUCAACAAGUGGUACGAUGGUGCAACCUCUGCACAAUUGCAACUCUAUUAAAACAAAACUAAUAAUAAAGUGGCCGUGUGCUUCACACAGUAUGGACUCAUUUGAACGCCAGGCGUGCGCGUUGUAGAGGACAUGGCUGGAAGGAGAGAGGGCUACAGAAGGAAUAAUGCCUUCUCCUCUCCACUGACUGUAUUGGAAUUCGUUCAGAUUAUCACAGCGCGCAUCCUACUUAAUUUUUCAUAUGGAAUUAACCCCGUUCAAUGGCUGCUGCCGGGGAAUUCUCAAAUUUCUGAGUAUCAAAAGAUUAUUUUUUACAGUCACUAGUCUACCAAAUCAGCAGUGGGAUACCUUUACUGCCUCCAGUGUUAACAUCUGGUGCGUGCAAACUUUAGAUUCCGAGGUACAAAAUCCACCUUGUCAGAUUUGGCGUUCUCGGGAUGCUUCUAACCAUUGUACCUGGCGAGAAUCAUGGAAUCAUUUCUGCUUUCCAUGUCUGUAAAUCUCAAAUUUCAAUUAUGCAAACGUGGAUGAAAAUUUUCUACUUUUUCUAAGUCUGAAUUUUAAAAGAACAAAGGUUUUGGCCUCUAUUUUGUCAUAAGCAGCUAGAUUUUUACUAAAGAGAAAAAAGCUGUAUUUUAGCGAUACUUAAAAAAAAAUGUAGCCUAUGGUUGAUGAAAAUAAAUGCAGUUUGAAUUUGUCA
Molecule: messenger RNA, 2121 nt
Organism: Ahaetulla prasina
Lineage: Eukaryota; Metazoa; Chordata; Lepidosauria; Squamata; Colubridae
Gene: RNFT1
Product: ring finger protein, transmembrane 1
Exons: 9
Coding region: 297-1472 (391 amino acids)
Biological process (GO): positive regulation of ERAD pathway
Cellular component (GO): endoplasmic reticulum
Molecular function (GO): ubiquitin protein ligase activity
Source: RefSeq, a predicted model, not a curated record